AUGUUCAAAAACCCGGCUGGUAUCUUUGCCGCUCUCGCUGCUACGGGAGCGGCCGGGUAUUACCUCCUUCGAUCUGGCGGCGACCCGAAAGUCGCACAUGGGCAGAUCCGACAUGACGCCGAGCGGACGGUAAAUAUAGUCAAUGAAGCCGACAAAGUGAGGAAUAAAGCCGAUGCAUAUAUCCAACAGACGGUCAAGGAUGCCCGCACCAAGGCCAAAGAAGCAGACAUAUAUCUAGAACAGGCGGUAUACUUUUCUUCUUCCAUUCCGUGUUCUUCGGCAAUCCGGAGGGAUGCUAUAAAGAAUCAUUCUGACAAUCCUCCGCUCCAGAUCAAGGACCUCCGCGAUAAAGCUUCCGCGACUGAUCAACAACUGACUGACGCUGCCAAAGAUAGCAUGACGAAGCUCGAGAAUUACCUCGAGGAAAUUCGGAGAGACGUGAACAGCAAUGUGGAUGAGUUCGAUCGGAGCUUAGAGAAGCAGACUGCGAAAGCCAGGAAGGCAUUGGCGGACUGGUUGGGCGGAGGAAAUUCGGACGGAGGAAACAAGGACGGUGCAAGCAAGGACGCAGGCAGCAACGAUGGAGGAAACAAGAAGCAGUAG
Molecule: messenger RNA, 603 nt
Organism: Aspergillus tanneri
Lineage: Eukaryota; Fungi; Ascomycota; Eurotiomycetes; Eurotiales; Aspergillaceae
Exons: 3
Coding region: 1-603 (200 amino acids)
Source: RefSeq, a predicted model, not a curated record